AUGCUGGCAGCGGCCUUGGAGGAGUACACUGAAGAUCAGGUCCGCAUCGGAAGCCUCAACAUCCUCCAGAAUGAAGAUGAGACGCUGAAAGGACUGCUCGAUGAGUUCAGCUCAGUGUACAAAAGCGAACCGAGAGCGAAACUUUCUUGCUUCUACGAAACAGGUCAAGCAAAUCCAGAGAAGAUCGUUGGAGGCAAAGAGAGAUAUGCCAUCGUUGUCACUGAGAGCUCGGGCUGUCUCGACUUCGCCGAUAGGUGUUCGAUAUCGCGCAACCACUUCAACAUCAACAAGUUUGCCAAACCGACAGAGGACGAUUUCGAGAACGUCAGUGAUGCAUUGACAGAGAUUAUCGAGCACUCGAGUAAGCAAAUGCUUGAAUAUCCAAUGGUCUAA
Messenger RNA from Ascochyta rabiei, 393 nucleotides. RefSeq lists its product as uncharacterized. The record is from RefSeq and is a predicted model, not a curated record. The coding region runs from base 1 to 393 and encodes 130 amino acids. NCBI's taxonomy places the organism in Eukaryota, Fungi, Ascomycota, Dothideomycetes, Pleosporales, Didymellaceae. The transcript is spliced from 2 exons.